UAUCGAGACCGUCCUGUCGAUAACACCUCGACUCCAUCAGCCAAGGUCCAUCGAAUUCUUCCUCUACCACGAACACGUCAAAUACACCUCGAACUACCUGUUGCUAGCAAUCGUCGAAUCUUAUCGAAUCGUACAACACUCAAAGGGCCUUUACUUAGUUGCAAGUGAAAAAUGAACGUUACGAAGAUAAAUCAUCGUUCUUGAAUCACCUGAUCCACUUUCUAAUUGACGUGGAUAAUCGAUUCGAGCGAUAUCGUGCACGGUAACGGACAAUGAAUCUCGAAAGUGUUCCUCGGUGAUCGACAGUGAACGUUUUGCAAUUCUGUGGACUGGCAAGUGUUUAGACGGGGUUCGGACUUUGUGGAUUCGCUGAUAUAGGACUGAAACUUUGACAAGAGCUAAGAGAGUGUGCUUCCAUCAUGUGUUGGACGAAGAUGAUAUCAUGAGGUUCUCGUGCUUCCCGAGGGCUAAUAUCCUGGGUCAGAGGGGUAGUAUCAAUCUUACCCCUCUGCCCGGGAAUGACGAGGUGAAUCAUGUGAACGGUGUUAACGUGAAUGUAAGUACAAAAGUCCCGGUGGUGACCAGUUACAAACGAUCUGGGGAAUUGGAUACCACUCAUGGCGUGAUACAAGCCGUACCCGGUACCGCAGUACCAAACGGAACGGGUCCACCCCUAACUUCCAAUGGAAAAGGCAGAGCGCCACUGCCACCUGGAAAGAGCAGCAACCAUCUUCCCACGCACCACGAAAAUGAAGAUGCCCGAAAUUCAGACGGUUCUGAUCAGGUCUCGAACAACCCCAGGGGUGGAAUCAUUGGAAGGACCCCGACUCCACCCUCUGCACCCACCCCCGUCUACGAAAAGGACUCCAAGAGUAGACGACAGAUCAAGAGGGCCAUUUUGGAGAACGAGUUUCUCGGCAACCUCGAGGAAAAUCAGGUAGAGGCACUGGUUUCCGCAAUGUACUCUAAAACGAUACCACCUAAUACUCUAGUUAUUCGAGAAGGCGAUAUAGGGUCGCAUCUGUACGUGUCUGCGGAGGGAGAGUUUGAUAUUUACCAGGGUAACAAGUUCCAGAGAACUUUCGGACCGGGUGUUGCUUUUGGAGAGAUCGCCUUGUUGUACAACACCAAAAGACUUCGAUCGAUUAAUGUGAAAAAGGGUGGAAAAGUAUGGGUGUUGGACAGAUCGGUGUUCCUCACGGUGAUGAUGAGGACAGCGCAAGAGCGACUAGAAGGCAACGUCCGGUUCCUCCGGCAGGUUUCCGUUCUCCAAAAGCUACCAGAACCGAAGGACCACCUCCUAGCUAAAAUCUCCGACCUGAUACGUGUGGAAUUCUUCCCUGCUGGAGCUAAAAUAGUGCGCCAGGGAGAGAAGGGCGAGAAGUUCUACAUAAUCAGCGGCGGAAACGUGAGGAUCACCAAAGACACUGAAUACGGAGACGAAGAGGAACUCGUGGUCCUUGGAAAGGGACAGUAUUUUGGAGAAAUAGCUUUGUAUGACGAUUCCGGUGAAAACCGACGUCACGCUAAUGUCGUUGCCCUGGCACCUGGAGUCGAGUGCUUAACCUUGGACCGACAGUCCUUCUUAAACUACCUGGGUGGUCUUGACGAAAUACGUAAUAAAGAUUGGGUGGCGGAAUACGAGAAGCAGAAGUUGUCACUGACUCCUAAGAAGUGGACCAACGAAUACUCGAAUGUUACCUUGGCUGAUUUGGAGACUAGAGGUACUCUGGGAGUCGGUGGAUUUGGACGGGUCGAAUUGGUUACCUUGAAGUCUGACUGUGAGAAGAGCUUCGCGUUGAAGAUGCUGAAGAAGAAGGUCAUGGUCGAGCAGCAACAACAGGAGCAUGUGCUGAAUGAGAAGCAUAUCAUGCAGGCCUGUGACUCGCCGUUCAUUUGCAAACUCUAUCAGACUUUCAAAGACAGCAAGUACGUCUACUUCCUAAUGGAAGUCUGUCUGGGUGGGGACGUGUGGACGACCCUUCAAAGACGACGGUAUUUCGAUGAUACGACGGCGCAAUUUAUGGUGGGAUGCGUGGUGGAAGCUCUCGAUCAUCUUCAUUCAUUAAACAUCGUCUACCGAGACUUGAAGCCUGAAAAUCUUAUGCUUGAUUCUCGGGGAUAUCUGAAACUGGUGGACUUCGGUUUCAGUAAAAAGAUAGGACCAUCAAAAACCUGGACCUUCGCAGGCACACCAGAGUACGUGGCUCCAGAGAUCAUUUUGAACAAAGGACACGACCGGGCGGUGGACUACUGGGCUCUCGGAAUAUUGACUCACGAGCUGCUGGUCGGUAAACCACCCUUCCGAGGCCCCGAUCACAUGAGCACCUACAAUAAAAUCUUGAAGGGAGUCGAAGUGGUAGGGAUACCGAGUAUCGUUAGCAAAAACGCGAACAAUCUCAUUAAGAAACUGCUUCGUCUGAGUCCCUCGGAACGACUGGGGUAUCAACGGAAUGGUAUUCAGGAUAUUAGGGACCACAAGUGGUUCAAUGGAUUCAAUUGGCAGGCUCUACAGAGACUUAGAAUGCCAGCACCUAUCGUACCAACGGUACGAAGUCCAAUCGACACAAGAAAUUUCGAAAGAUAUCCUCCAGAUCGCAAUGUACCACCUGACGAAUUCUCUGGAUGGGAUGACAAUUUUUAACAUCAAGAAAUACAUCAGGAUAAGCAACAUCUACGUGGUUUAUCCAUUAAACGAUAAGAGAUGACUCAUGAAGUUGCGGGGAACUCUUUCAAUAAUGCAAUAAGAAUCCGUCGAUAAACGACGGAUUGCACUUAUCACUAACCGAUUCGGACUUGAUCGAUGAACAGUUUUCCUAUUUAUAGUUACUGCAUACGUGACAAUAGUACGACGUUAAUGGAGCUUUUUCUGACGAUUAGGCUGUAAUUAGAUAGAUCCAGCGUUUUGGACUAGUAGGAACAAAAAGAUACUCUAUGAUCAAAAAUGCUUAUUAUCAUGAAUGUGAUUGUUAACAAUGUUACGAGUUAUUAAUAAAUUUAUACUUGAGU
Molecule: messenger RNA, 3009 nt
Organism: Megachile rotundata (alfalfa leafcutting bee)
Lineage: Eukaryota; Metazoa; Arthropoda; Insecta; Hymenoptera; Megachilidae
Product: cGMP-dependent protein kinase, isozyme 1
Biological process (GO): protein phosphorylation
Molecular function (GO): cGMP-dependent protein kinase activity; ATP binding
Source: RefSeq, a predicted model, not a curated record